AUGCCAGAAGUGCUGGACUCUACUCCCUCGAAGCAGUCCUAUCCGGGCAACAACGGCGCUCCAAUGACUCCAGCUAGACCCAAGGGACGCAUUCCAGCUCCACAGUCAAUCCGUAUUGUGGGGCCGCCUGACGCUUUGAAGCCGGGGCCUAUUCUGAUGUAUCUAUGCAAAUUCGGGGAAGUUCGGGAACUUAAUUCACAGAACGAGAUUAUCAUAGAUGAUGAGGGCCAUAGCUAUUCGGUGGCCGACUGCAGCUUUGGGGACUCCACUACAGCCGAGCGUAUCCUAUCACAACGGAAGCACUUCAUCAACGGCCUCCGUGUUAGAAUCGAGUAA
Molecule: messenger RNA, 336 nt
Organism: Perkinsus marinus ATCC 50983
Lineage: Eukaryota; Perkinsozoa; Perkinsida; Perkinsidae
Exons: 4
Coding region: 1-336 (111 amino acids)
Source: RefSeq, a predicted model, not a curated record